AUGAUAGAAGUCAAGAAUUCCCAAAAAUCAUCUGUACCAUCUGACUGGGUUAUGAUUAGUAGCACAAAAGCUGUCAGCCGUUUCCACUCUCCUUUUAUUAUAGAAAAUUACAGACAUCUGAAUCAGCUCCGGGAGCAGCUCAUCCGUGACUGCAGUGCUGAAUGGCUAAAUUUUUUAGACCAUUUUAGUGAACAUUAUCACCCUGUGUCUAAAGCGAUUGGUCACCUAGCAACUGUUGACUGUCUGUUCUCAUUGGCCCAGGUGGCUAAACAAGGAGACUACUGCAGACCAACUGUGCAAGAUAAUCGUAAAGAAAUAAUUAUAAAAAAUGGGAGGCACCCUGUGAUUGAUGUACUACUAGGAGAACAGGAUCAGUAUGUUCCGAACACCACUAACCUUUCAGGCAAUGGUGAAAGGGUCAUGGUAAUAACUGGACCCAACAUGGGAGGGAAGAGCUCCUAUAUAAAGCAAGUUGCACUUAUCACAGUCAUGGCACAGAUUGGUUCUUAUGUUCCUGCAGAGGAGUCAACAAUUGGUGUUGUGGAUGGUAUUUUUACCAGAAUGGGUGCAGCAGACAACAUUUACAAAGGCCGAAGUACUUUUAUGGAAGAACUGUCAGAUACUGCUGAGAUAAUAAGAAAAGCAACUUCAAGAUCACUGGUAAUUUUGGAUGAAUUGGGAAGAGGAACUAGCACACAUGAUGGAAUCGCCAUUGCUUAUGCUACACUUGAACAUUUUAUUAAAGAUGUGGAGUCACUGACACUGUUUGUCACCCACUAUCCCUCAAUUUGUGAGUUAGAGAAGGUGUACCCAGAAAAGGUCGGUAAUUACCACAUGGCUUUCUUGGUGAAUGAAGAGGAAAGUGCUGAACAAAAAGGAUAUGAAGAUGAAGAGAAUCCUGAAUUUAUCACUUUUCUUUAUCAAAUAACUAAAGGAGUCUCUGCAAGGAGUUAUGGGCUCAAUGUUGCCAAACUGGCAGAUAUUCCUGAAGAAAUAUUGAAGAAGGCAGCUCACAAAUCAAAGGAGUUGGAGACAACAGUGAAUAUGAAAAGAAAAAAGCUGAAGUCUUUUGCUGAAGUAUGGAAGAUAACUAAUUCUCAGGAACUACAAAAAUGGAAGAGUAUGUGUGAAUGUGAAGAUGAAAAAAAGGACAAUUUUUAA
Messenger RNA from Apaloderma vittatum (bar-tailed trogon), 1161 nucleotides. RefSeq names its product mutS homolog 3 (gene MSH3). Gene Ontology annotation, molecular function: ATP binding; ATP-dependent DNA damage sensor activity; mismatched DNA binding. The record is from RefSeq and is a predicted model, not a curated record. Gene Ontology annotation, biological process: somatic recombination of immunoglobulin gene segments; mismatch repair; mitotic recombination. Bases 1 to 1161 code for a protein of 386 amino acids. The transcript has 9 exons. NCBI's taxonomy places the organism in Eukaryota, Metazoa, Chordata, Aves, Trogoniformes, Trogonidae. Gene Ontology annotation, cellular component: nucleus.